AUGACGACUUGGAGGCAGUACGGGCAUGAGAAGGACAUGUACGAGAAGUGCGUGCGUGCGGAUGAGCAGGGCUUGGCGCGGCCGAAGGACAAGUUUGCUCGGACUCGGAGAGACAAGAAGGAAGACGCUCAGGCUGCCGCUGCGGAGAAUGCGGGAGGAGGAGUUGAGCGGACCAACGUCCCGCCUCGCUACCCUGCUUGCGAAUGCCCAAGGUGUGUCUGGCAGGCAAGGGAAGCGCUUCAAGAGCCCACUUGCGUCCCUGACAGCAAAGAACUGCGAGACUUCGUCGCGCGAUACGGGCUUCGAAUCGACUCGUGCUGGAGUGAAUAUGGCGACUUGGCAAGCGUGUGUCGUCUGUACAAGGCGUCGCCGCAGAAGGGAGGGGUGAAUGAGGUCGACCUUGAGGAGGGAAGCAGUCGGGUCGGCUGGGUGUUUGGAUCGUGCGAUAUCGACAUGUCUGUCGAGGUCUAUUCAAAGCCGGUCAAUCUGCAGGCGGUGUUGGAGAAGUGGGCGAAACGAGCGGAGGAACAGCCGCUGAAGGAGUUGUGCGAGGACUGGGACCUUGUCUUCGAGGACAAGACGGUGGACGAGGGUGCCGACAUCAGCCCGAAGGUCUACGUCUAUGCACACGAGUACAACUCGUCUUACUAG
Messenger RNA from Rhodotorula toruloides NP11, 651 nucleotides. RefSeq lists its product as uncharacterized. Bases 1 to 651 code for a protein of 216 amino acids. The transcript is spliced from 2 exons. The record is from RefSeq and is a predicted model, not a curated record. NCBI's taxonomy places the organism in Eukaryota, Fungi, Basidiomycota, Microbotryomycetes, Sporidiobolales, Sporidiobolaceae.